Messenger RNA from Aspergillus wentii DTO 134E9, 246 nucleotides. RefSeq lists its product as uncharacterized. Bases 1 to 246 code for a protein of 81 amino acids. The record is from RefSeq and is a predicted model, not a curated record. The transcript has 3 exons. NCBI's taxonomy places the organism in Eukaryota, Fungi, Ascomycota, Eurotiomycetes, Eurotiales, Aspergillaceae.
AUGCCUCUCGUUGUUCCGGGAAUCCAAAACACUACGGGUGGUGAUAAGAACGAAUGGCUCAAUAAGCUCGUGGGCAAGAAGAUCACCGAAUCCACCCACGAUGUCGAGUCGUUCGCCAAAACCGAUCUUCCCAAGUCCCACCGGAUUCUUCGACCAGGCUCGCCCAUGACUUUCGAUUAUAGAGUGGAGAGGUUGAAUAUUCAUUUGAAUGAGCAGGAUAGAGUCCAGGAUGUCAGCUUUGGUUGA